AUGCCCAAAACCAACAAUCAAGGCAACAAGUCAAAGUACCCGACCGCCGUCAAGACUUUCGACGCAUACGACUUCGCUCAUCUAGGCCACAACCAGCCCACAAAGGCACAAUUUGCCUACCUCCUAUCUGAAGCCCCUCGUGCAAAGCUCACCAAAGACGACGCCACGAGCUGUAUCUGCUGUCUCAACGCGUGGACUUUCGAUGGCAAGGUAACGGCUACCCGACUAGCCUGCAACCAUCUCAUCUGCCGAGACUGCGCACCACAGUGGUUCGGACGUCCGAAGAAGACAUGUCCCACUUGUCGUGCGGUCUUGAUGACGUGCGAGGAGGCAUUGGAGGAACACAACAUCGUUCCGGACAUGCAAGACGAGAAUCUCGAAGACGACGAAGAAGGUGAUGGUGCAAUCCUCGCCGACUCAAUCGAUCAUCUGCUUAGCGGGACCAUGAGGCACUUCGUCAGAACCCUCGAUAACGAGCGUGAGAACAGUGCAGUCAUAACGUUGCAGAUGUUGUGCGGCGGUCUCUCGGCUUUCCUCGAAGAGAUCAGGCAGACAAGACAGCGCAUCAGAGACGAAGUCGCUGGACUUCGCAACGAUAUGACCCGGGUGGAGGGACCAGAUGAAGAGCUUGAAGUCGUGUAA
Recurvomyces mirabilis is the source of this 642-nucleotide messenger RNA. RefSeq lists its product as uncharacterized. The coding region runs from base 1 to 642 and encodes 213 amino acids. NCBI's taxonomy places the organism in Eukaryota, Fungi, Ascomycota, Dothideomycetes, Mycosphaerellales, Teratosphaeriaceae. The record is from RefSeq and is a predicted model, not a curated record. The transcript has a single exon.